GAUGAGACGAGAGCACCGAGGAGCGCGCAGAGAGCUGAGGGAUUUCCAGAGUCAAGGAUUUCGAGAAUCCGACUGGAGCAACUUGGGUUGGAUGUGUCUCUCCGUCCUCUGCACCACCCGGAGUCAGAGGAUCAACUCACGAUGUGACUCGAUGACAGCCACUAUGAGCAAGUGGGAGGUGAUCGCAAACUUCACUGACAGAAGACUUCUGCUCAUUUCUUUGAACAAAGGAGGAUGAAGUCUUCACCGUCUGUGGUUCCAGGAUCUUAGGAGCGUUGGAGGUCUGUUUUCACAGCGUGUGGUUCGGUCUGGAGGCAGCAUGGAUGUUUCCCAGCUUCAGGAGCAGGACUGGAGCUCCGCUGUUCCGACCCUCUCCUCCCUGGAGGGAACCACCCGCACGACUCUCACCGCCCUGAAGCUGCCGGAGACAGUCACCCCCCACAACGCCUCUGUCCCUCAGCCCACUCUCCCGACCAACACGCUCAGUUCUUCCCCGUCUGGUUUCCCCAUGUCGACGUUCUCCACCAAUGACCUGGCAAACCUGGAGAACAUGCUGCUGUGGUCGGUCCAGGAGCCCCACACCAUCAUUUUGACCGUCAUGUACUGUGUGUCCUUCAUUCUGGGAUUCAUUGGGAAUUUGAUGUCACUGCGGGUCCUCACCAACAGGCACAGUCGGAGGCUAGCCGGCGUUAGCGCCACGCGCAAUCUCUUGGUGAACCUGGCGGUGUGCGACCUGGCGGUGGUGUGCGUGUGCAUGCCCAUCACCAUGGGGAGCCAGAUCUACACGGCGUGGGUGUACGGGGACUUCCUGUGCCGGGUGGUGCCCUUCACGCAGGCGGUGUCAGUGUCGGCCAGCGUCUUGACCCUGACGGUGAUCAGCGUCAACCGCUACUACAGCGUCAAGUCGCCGCUGCAGGCCCGCUCCAUGUUCACCCGCCGCAGGAUUUUGGCCACCGUGGCCACGGUGUGGACGGUGUCGUCCGUCAUCUGCGCUCCAAUCGCCGUGAUGAACCGCCGGCGGGAAAUCAGCAUCGGCACUUUUGUCAUCCUGGUGUGUCAGGAGGAGUGGCCGGAAGCUCGCCUGAAACAAGGUUACAACGUGCUGCUGUUCGUGAUGCUGUACUGCCUGCCGGUGACCUUCAACCUCACCAUUGGAUUCCUAACCGGCCGACGACUUUGGGGAAGCAAGAAAUCCCCUUUCGUUGACCUGGAUCCAAGGAGCCAAGCUCUGCACAUCUCGCGGCUGAAGACCCGACAGAAGGUGGCCAAAAUGGUGGUCUGCCUGGUGCUGCUGUUCGCCGUCUCCUGGCUGCCGCUUUACCUGGCAGACCUCUGGAUCGACUGUGAGCUGCGGCUGCCGUCGUGGCUCUUGCAAGCGCGACCCUUCGCUCAGUGGCUUGGCCUGACCAACUCCAGCCUGAACCCAAUUUGUUACUGCUUCAUCGGGGACCUGUUCCGCUCGGCUAAAGUCAUUCGGACGCAGUACUACCAAAAAGUCGCGGCGCUUUUUGGUUCGGCUUCGUUCUCUCGCUCAAGUGCUGUGACGUCCAGCACCGCCGUGAGAGUGAGCAGCAAAGGGGCUACGACGGAGGGGAGACGCAUCUCUGCAGCCGCGGCAGUGGUCUCUGCGUCCAUCGUGACCAUCCCGAGGUUCUUACACCUGACGAAAAGCCAAGGACUGAAGGCGCGAGACAGCACAGAGAGCCCACUGGGAUCCAGUCACAGCAUAUCAGACUGGUGUCGCUCCAGUCCCAUGGACUGGGAGCGCUCUCUGUUCCCCUGCCAGAUGAAGUCCCUCACACAAGACUUUGUUCCCGCAAGAAGACAUUCUGUAAUGGAGGACUUCAGAUCAUUGCCUUUGCAGAUGGCAUCCACGGAAGUCGAUGUGCUUCCUCUGAGGAGACAUUCGGAUAACAGGCUAUAUUCUCAGUCCACUGCUUUUAAAGGGCCCAUUGCCAGAGACUGUCACCAGCGCUCUGGGCAACACAGCAGCAAGUCCUCUGACACGUUUGUUGGAGAGGAAGAAUCACCACUUUGACAAGCCUGUGCAAACAAACUAACAUGGAGAGGUUAGACGGGCAGGAGAAAACAAACCUCCAUCCAGAGCCAAUGUUUGUCUUUGAGAUGGCUGUGAAGCUCCUUUUCAAGUGAGAAAAGAGGAGGGUGAUUUUUGCUGCUGGCAGAGAGGGACUGACUCCAGAAGCGCGGUUGAUUCUCGCCACUUGUUGUAUUUGAAACGUGCAUUAGAAAAAACCUCGCCGGGAAGGACAGCAAAAUGUUUGUGUUUCUUGCCUUCUGUUGCUUUGCUGAAUGAAGGAGGUGCAGC
This is a messenger RNA of Synchiropus splendidus (mandarinfish), 2326 nucleotides long. RefSeq names its product neuropeptide Y receptor type 2-like. Gene Ontology annotation, cellular component: membrane. The transcript is spliced from 3 exons. Lineage: Eukaryota; Metazoa; Chordata; Actinopteri; Syngnathiformes; Callionymidae. The coding region runs from base 320 to 2038 and encodes 572 amino acids. Gene Ontology annotation, molecular function: G protein-coupled receptor activity; peptide binding. The record is from RefSeq and is a predicted model, not a curated record. Gene Ontology annotation, biological process: neuropeptide signaling pathway.